Triticum turgidum subsp. durum (durum wheat) is the source of this 1086-nucleotide messenger RNA. The record is from the annotation of a GenBank genome assembly. NCBI's taxonomy places the organism in Eukaryota, Viridiplantae, Streptophyta, Magnoliopsida, Poales, Poaceae.
AUGAAGGAUUCUCAGGAUAUUCAGAGCACCACAGAGUUGCAGAUGUCCCCCCAGGGUACUAAUGAAGUGCAAAGUAACCAACUAAACACAAUGGCCACUGAUGCACCUGCAGGAGAUCCCGGUUCUGUGGCAGUCGCUAACAAUGAUAAUAGAAAAGUCUCCCGUGAAGACAUUGAACUUGUCCAAAAUUUGAUAGAGCGCUGUCUGCAGCUGUACAUGACCAAAGGAGAGGUUGUUAGGACACUUUCUACUCGUGCUAGAAUAGAACCUGGCUUCACUACUUUAGUAUGGCAGAAACUUGAAGAAGAGAACUCUGAAUUCUUUCGGGCUUACUAUAUAAGAUUGAAAUUGAAAAGACAGAUUGUCUUGUUCAACCAUUUAUUGCAGCACCAGUAUAAUUUGAUGAAAUAUCCAGCACCUCCGAAUGUUCCGCUGGCUCCCAUGCAAAAUGGAAUGCAUCCUAUGCCAGUUAACAAUCUACCGAUGGGGUAUCCAGUACUUCAGCAACCUCUGAUGCCUGCUCCUGGCCAGCCUCACAUUGAUCCGAUGGUUUGUGGUCUAUCCAGCGGCCAUGUAGUGAAUGGGAUCCCUGCACCAGGUGGUUAUCAUCCAAUGCGCAUGAACUCUGGAAAUGACAUGGUUGUGGACAAUGGUGCACCGGAAGCUGCACAUGCUGGUGCUAUGUCAUCUGAUAUGGCUGUGAGUCCCUCAUCAGCAGCAUCAAGCCAUGCUCCUUUCACUCCAUCUGAGAUACCAGGGAUGGCCAUGGAUACAUCAGUCCUGGAUUCAGCAUUUGGAUCUGAGAUAGGGAACACAGGACCUCUGCAAUUAGGGGCAGAUGGGUCGUCAAGGGAUUCCAUCCGAUCCUUGGGGCAGCUCUGGAAUUUCAGCCUCUCUGAUCUUACAGCAGAUUUGACAAGUUUAGGAGACUUGGAGGCUCUUGAGAAUUACGCGGGUACCCCUUUCCUGCCCUCGGACUCGGAUCUCUUACUUGAUUCCCCAGACCAUGAUGACAUAGGUAAUUUUGCUUGUGCUGUGAUUUAUCUCGGCCAUGAAUUGCCGGUUAAUCAUCAUAUACAUACCUGA